GGAAAACGAAUAGGUGGAGAGAUGAUACAAAUCAUGGCGGUGGGGGGAUUCAAAGCUCCCCCAGCCCACAGCCUCUGUGACUCUACAUUGAAAUGUCACUUCAAAGAGUCAGUACCACCUCAGCUGAUUGAGGCUAAGGCUGUGGGGGUGAUCUGAGAUGGUAUUGUGCCAGGGACAAGGUGACACCUGAAUCCUGCCCUCCUUGCAAGCCUCCCAAAGGAAAAGCAUGAACCAAGGAAAGAGAAGAUGCCAGCACACUCUAGGCUUUAUUGCCAAACCUCAGGCAGAAUUCUGCCAGGCAUGACUGCCCCCUGUCGAACACUCUCUUACUGAAGCAGGGGUUUCCUGACAGCCUAACGCCAAAUCACGCUAAACACCUACUCUAAUCACUUCACUCCAAAACAAAAGCCCGAGGCUAGGACCUCAUCACUUCUAAUUUGAGAAAAGGCUAUUCCCGCCAGGGAAAAGCAGAAGCGAGUCAAUAGACCAAAGCAAGCCAGGAAAGGAACCCAAUGCCCGGAGGGAGCUGACCUAGGCCACCCACUCCAGACCUUUCUCCAGCCAGGGAGAGCCAGUCUGGACUGUCUGUCAUCCUGGGGUGUCCUCUGACUGUUUGAUGGAAGUUCUCUUCGCUUCUCUGCAGGAUGAGCUCCUCCACUUCCUGACUCCCAUGGCACCAGCUUUCCUGCUUGAUUUGCUCAUUUAGUUGGAGCACAUCCACCAGCAGCUCCCUGAGAAAAGGCAGCAGAGGUCAGUUUUAAACCUCCCCUGGCUGACGUAGCAUUCGUCUUCCUUCCUCUUUGAUUGGUGUUUUACUGAGUGAAGAAUUCCAAGAUGGGACUAUUUUUCUCAGAGCGUGAAAGCAUUGCUCCACUGUCCACUGCUUUCUUAGAUGGCUCUUGAGAAGCCUGAAGACAUUCUGAUUACUGGUCCCUGUACAGGGUCCAUUUUUUCUGUGUUUUUCUUAUUCCUAGCACUGGAUGCCUUCUCAGAGGACCCUUUCAAUCUGGAAAUUCAUGUCUUUCAGCUCUAAAAUUUCUUCCUUGAAGCAUUUCUACCAGUUCCCUGUUCUCUCCUCUCCACACCCAGGCUGGGUGGGUGACCCAAGGGGUGGUGGUGAAGGUCGUAAGCAGCAGGCUCGCAUGCUGUGUACCUCUGAACCCCACCCAAGCGUUGGGGCAGGGAGCACCUGCUUUUCCCAGCCUUGGUUCCCGGGGAUCAGGGCCUUCCUUUCCAGAAGCAUUCCCUGAGCAGAAAACAGUAGGCUCAUCCCCUCACCCCAAACCUGCCCAGAGGCAGUGGGAGAGCAAGGCUCAGCAGGACUUGGACUCAUCUCCUCGCUGCAUCCCCGCCACCAGUGCGGCCUGAAUUCACCCAGGCCACCGCGGCUUCCUCGGGCAAACCCCAUCGCCCCUUCUCCCCAUCCCUGCGCCUGUUUGUACCUCCCACCGGACUUCUAUUAUAAAUAACUUCCUCCCCCCCAUCCCCCCAACCCUGUUGUCUCUGUGCUUUCUUUCUGAAACUUGUGUUGGCUGGAUGCUGGACCUCAGGAACCAAUUGUCUAAUUUUACCUUUUCUUCCCGAUUUCUCAACUCUGUCUUUUCGUACCGCUGCCCGGGAGAUUUCUGAAACUUUAUCCCCAACACUUCUAUGAAAUUUUAAAUUCCUGCUGUCGUAUCUUUAAUCUACAACAAUUCUUUCUUGCUCUCUGACUUUUCCUUUCACAGAGCAGCCUCUUCUUGUUUGGGGAAAGCAGUACUUUGUCUAUUUAAUUGUAGUGGGUUCUACAUUUUCUUCUGCUUCCCACCAUAUCUUUGUACCCUUUCUUUUCCCUGUGGUUUUUGUUUGCUUUUGUUUUGAAUUCUUGCUAUUGGUUUUUUCUCUUGUUCCUGUUAGAAGCAUUCCUCAAAUGCCUGAUGGCUUCCGGCUGCCCAUAAUCCAGCUUGAGGCACUCAGAAGCUGGCUAGAAGCACAGUGUGGAAGGACUAAGCUUACCAGCUGAGGAGUGACAAGGGUCCCAUCGGCUUUUUCACUACUGAAGAAUACAGAGUUUUUCUUUUCUUCAGUGCAUGUUGCACACAAGAACUGCUGCCCCAAAGACGGCUGGACUUCUGUCUACACUGUGGUGGGAGCGGCUGUCCACGCCCCUUUGGCUUGGCCAGGCAAAAGACAGCUGCAGUUUUCAUGUGCCGUGACAAAGAUGUGUGAGGAAAAAUGAUCCCUCUGUGCUGCCUUCUCCCGGCCUCUCAAAUUUCAGCCUGUUGAACUAUUCAAUGCACGGUAAAUGCCAUCAAGAGAGCCGAGCACCAGCCACAAGGCAGCGCAGCCAUCCCUCUGAUCCUCCCAAGAACCCUCCCUGAGGACCAUCUGUGACUCCAUCUUCAGAGGAGGAUACAGAAGCCCCGACUUGGGUCUGACACCAAAGCCUGGGUUCGUGCCAUGGCUGGCCCUCACCUUACCCUGUGGAAUUUACUUGUGUUCUUCAAAGAGAAUGGGGUUCCCGGGGAGACAGGGCACCAGCAUUCCAUGUGGAACUGCCCGACAGGGUGAGAAGGGCACAGAGAGAAGACCCCAGAAGAUGCUGCUUCUCCUGCUUGGCUGUCUCCUGCCUGCUGCCAACGGGAGGAGCUGCUUCCACUGCUGGCCAGAACUGCCAGCCUUGAUAGACUACGACCUGCAGAUUCUUUGGGGCACUCCAGGGCCCCCCGCAGAGCUCUCCCAGAGCCUCCACUCCCUGUUCCUGGAGGCUCAUGACUCCCCGGAAGCCUGGUAUCUUGAUGAGGAUCAUCUGGAGGAAGAAACAGCCAAAUUGUUCGAUCACGUAGAUCAAGCCAUUAAGAAGUUGCGAGAUGAUAAACCGUUACUUCUGGAAGAGAUUCGAGUCCAUAAGCAGCUGUUCUGCGAGAGGCUGGAUGAAGUAUCCGAGGAGCUGAUGGAGAAGGGUGAGAGUUUCUCUACCGUCUCACCCUCCCGGGCAGCCUGCAAUACAUCCUGUGACCUACACUUCCCACGGGAGGUCAUCAACUGUGCCAACUGCAGGACACACUUCCUCACCUGCAAGGACCCCACCCUCUGCCCAGCCGUGACCAGGAGGACCCUCGUGUGGGCUGUGAGCCUCGGCGUUGCUCUGCCCCUGGCAGCCAUAGCUGGAGGUGGAUGUUACGUUUGCUGGCGCAAAAAGAAGAAGAAGAAGAGGGCAGAAGAGGGACCUGGCAGCCCACUCAUCUCCCACAACUGAGCAGAGGCCGCAGUUGCUGUUAGGAAGCUCUCUCGUCUCUGGGUUCCGGUAACUUUCCCUCCCCUGACCCCUCCUACCUGGGGUGGUAACAGCUCUGAAGUUCCGAGGCCCAGGAGAUCGCACAUUCUCUUGCGGUUUCCCUGCGCCCGUGCCUUGUAAAUGUCCGUCAUUAAAACACCCUCCUAACUUUC
Messenger RNA from Equus caballus (horse), 3429 nucleotides. Lineage: Eukaryota; Metazoa; Chordata; Mammalia; Perissodactyla; Equidae. The record is from RefSeq and is a predicted model, not a curated record.